Molecule: messenger RNA, 2804 nt
Organism: Juglans regia (Persian walnut)
Lineage: Eukaryota; Viridiplantae; Streptophyta; Magnoliopsida; Fagales; Juglandaceae
Product: protein tesmin/TSO1-like CXC 3
Exons: 10
Coding region: 213-2615 (800 amino acids)
Molecular function (GO): DNA-binding transcription factor activity
Source: RefSeq, a predicted model, not a curated record
UUUGUGUGUGGAGUGGGGAAUUUCGCGGUGGUGGGGUCGGGGUUAUCCCCACAAGAAAAUGUACUCCCACUCUCGCCUUCCCGCUUCUUCUUGAAUCUCGUCUGCUAAAAAGUCAGAGAGAUAGAGAGAGAAAGAAGGAGAGUGAAAGAAAGUAGAGAGAGAGAGAGAGAGAGAGAGAAGGGGAGGAAUGCGAAAGAGCUUCUUCUCCGGACAUGGACACCCCAGAGAAGAACCAGAUCGGGACACCCAUAUCUAAAUUCGAGGAUUCCCCUGUCUUCAACUAUAUCAACAGUCUUUCUCCUAUCAAGCCAGUGAAGUCCAUUCAUAUUACUCAGACGUUCAACCCACUUAAUUUUGCAUCUCUUCCAUCUGUUUUCACUUCACCCCAUGUCAAUUCUCACAAGGAAUCUAGGUUCCUGAAAAGGAAAACCUGUUUAGAUGGAUCUAAACCUGAGUUUUCUUCUGGAAAUGGGAAUAAAAUCUGUACAAAUGAAGGAAUCGGUAUGGAUGGGGCUCAGUUGUUUGUUAACUCAGCUGAGCUACAGGAAACCUUUGAUCCAGAGGUUUCACUUGGAGAAAAUUCUGUUCAGGCGUCUACUGAACAUUCAAAGUUUGUGAUUGAGCUUCCUUGUACUUUAAAGUAUGAUUGUGGUAGUCCUGACUGUGACCCACCACCUCUUUGUGGCACCGAGACAGGCUGUGUGUCGGAUUUGGUUGGCAAGUCGGCAUUACUUGUUCAAAAUGAUCAAGAGGCCUCCAAAAAGGUUUCGUCUGAAGAUGAAAUGCAUCUAUCUGAGAUGUGCCGAACUGGCCAAAAGAUAGAAGGGAUGGAAGGUGAUUGGGAGAGUUUGAUUUCUGAUGUCAGUGAUCUAUUGAUCUUUACUUCUCCUACUGACUCGGAAGCUUUUAAGGAGCUGAUUGAGAAAUCAAUGGAUCCCAUGACAAGAUUUUCCACUUCUCUUAUGUCACAACUCCAGCAAAUUGACAUCAAUGAUGAGCAGAUGCAAAUUGUUGAUCCAACUGGUUCUGGCAAACAGCAUGAAAUCAACAAUCCUUCUGCUGAAACUGGAGAAGCCAGCGAGCUUCAGGAAAUAGAGCAGACUAAGGAUGCCACAGCUGAUAAUUUGAAUAAGGGUAUGUCUAGCAAUACAAGUGAGCAAAUGAAUAGUGGGGUGGCAACAUGCAUUCCAUAUGCUUCUAAGGCUGUCUCUAAUUUGUACCGUGGUAUGCGAAGGCGCUGCCUUGAUUUUGAGAUGGUGGGAGCUCAUAGGAAGAACUUAGGUGACGCUUCGAAUCUUAGUUCUUCUAUGCUAUUGCAAUCUGAUGAGAAGAUUGCCUGUUAUGAUAAGCAGCUGGUCCCAAUUAAACCUAGUGGGGAUUCCUCUCGGUGCAUUCUACCUGGAAUUGGUUUGCACUUAAAUGCUCUUGCAACAAAUUCAAAGGAUCACAAAAAUGUAAAGCAUGAAAGUUUGUCCUCUGGAAAACAAUUGUAUCUACCCAGCUCAACUGCUUCCCUUAACUCCCCUACAAACAGUCAAGAACCUCUUCGUAUAUCCUUGACUUCAGUCUCUUCUUCUGAGAGAGACACAGAACUUGCUGAAAAUGGGAUUUCUCAUGUAGAAGAUGUGUCUCAGGGAUCAGCAUAUUUAGUUAGUGAUGAGUUUAAUCAGAAUAGCCCCAAAAAGAAGAGGCGCAGGUUGGAACAUGCUGGAGAAAGUGAGUCCUGCAAGCGUUGCAACUGUAAGAAAUCAAAGUGUUUGAAACUUUACUGUGAAUGCUUUGCUGCUGGUGUUUACUGCAUAGAGCCAUGUUCAUGUCAAGAAUGCUUCAACAAGCCUAUUCAUGAAGACACCGUUCUUGCAACUCGUAAACAGAUCGAGUCCCGCAAUCCUCUAGCGUUUGCUCCAAAAGUGAUUAGGAGCUCUGAAUCUGUAACCGAAAUUGGGGAUGAAUCCAGCAAAACCCCUGCUUCGGCACGACAUAAAAGGGGAUGCAACUGCAAGAAAUCAAAUUGCCUCAAGAAAUACUGUGAAUGCUAUCAGGGUGGAGUUGGAUGCUCCAUUGGCUGCAGAUGUGAAGGGUGCAAGAAUGCGUUUGGUAGAAAGGAUGAGUCUGCUCCAAUGGGUGUAGAAGCUGACCAAGAAGAAGAAACAGAUGCAUGUGAAAAUAGCGUCAUGGACAAGGCUUUACAGAAAUCAGACAAUCAGAACAAUGAAGAGCAGAAUCCAGCUUCAACUCUUCCUACAACUCCAUUACGGCUUAGCAGACCGGCGCUUCCACUUCCGUUUUCUUCAAAUUGCAAACCGCCAAGAUCUUCAUUUCUUACUGUGGGGUCUUCUUCUGGAUUAUAUACCAGCCAAAAAUUUGGAAAGCCAAAUAUUCUCCGAUCCCUACCCAAGUUUGAGAGGCAUUCCAAAACGGUCCCUGAAGAUGAAAUGCCAGAGAUUCUGCGUGGCAACACCUCUCCUAAUACUGGCAUCAAGUCUGCUUCUCCUAAUAGAAAGAGGGUCUCUCCCCCUCAUAGUGGUUUUGGGUCAUCUCCUAGUCGCCGGAGUGGCCGGAAGCUAAUAUUACAAUCAAUUCCUUCGUUUCCUUCUCUCACUCCCAAGCACUAAAUUGUUUAAUUCCGUAUAAAAUUCAAAUUAUAUUGUUCCAAUCUUUUUUUUUUUUUCUGUUGAAAUAUAUCUUUGUCAAGUUCAUGUCCCAUCUUAGCCCGCCUUGCUUACCUGUGUAAUAAUGUAAUCUUGACCUCAUAACGCAUACUAUUGUAAAAUAUGUUAUUGUAGUUCAUUGCUUUUCUUUUU